Mesorhabditis spiculigera is the source of this 621-nucleotide messenger RNA. The record is from the annotation of a GenBank genome assembly. Lineage: Eukaryota; Metazoa; Nematoda; Chromadorea; Rhabditida; Rhabditidae.
AUGCCGCCGCUUCGUCUGGUGGUACCGCUUCUUUUACUCUUCACCGUGGUGCAAGCUCGGUGGCGCAGAGACGGAAGCGGUCUGCCCGUCUACGUCGGCGAUGCAUCCACAUUUGAUUCGUUGACCUGCGACAACUUCACGCGCACCUCGGGCCAUGUAUUUGUCGAGCUGGCCCAUCUUGCACAAGAGGGAAAAAUGGCGCAGGUGUACGUGGUGAAUGCGUGGAUCGAUUUGGUGAUACCGAUUGAGGUCGGCAAAAAGGCAUCUCUCACGAGGGCGCUGGAGCUGCUCUUCACCGCAUCCGGCACAUCGCAGAGACGGCAUCAGAAACAAGCCGGUGAGGCCAGCAGUCAGUCGACGCCGCUGAAGCCGAGCGGAAAGGAGGAAUCCUGGGUCGCAACCCCGGAAGGUGUGGUAAUGCUGCUCCUCGGCUCCCUCAUCAGCGGUGGCCUGGGGCUGUCGAUUGUUGGGACUACGUGCUUCUUCGUGGUGCGCCAGGUGCGCAACGUGCGCCGCGAGCGCGCCAUCGACGCCAACCGGAUGUUGCCGAGGGGGAAUCGCGUGGUGGCUGCCCCGGAUUUUGAGAUUCAAUCGAUCUCCUCCGAAUCCGAUGAACAGUCC